AUGUUACAGGAUCAUAGAAAAUUAGAUUCGGCAAUUAUUAGCCAUAACAUCAAGGAACUUGUUAACAGCGAUGCCUCACUAAAAGUUAAUGUCAUACAAGCCCAUAUUGCCGAAAAAUACGGUUACAUGAUCUCAUACAAGAAAGCUUGGAUUGCAAAGAUUAAGGCAAUAAAAUCACUUUAUGAGAAUUGGGAGACGUCUUAG
Lathyrus sativus (Indian pea) is the source of this 204-nucleotide messenger RNA. The record is from the annotation of a GenBank genome assembly. Lineage: Eukaryota; Viridiplantae; Streptophyta; Magnoliopsida; Fabales; Fabaceae.